AUGUAUACACCGCUCGAUGCUCCCGACUCGCCCGAUGCCGCCAAGCGCACAGCAUCCCACCGCCCACACCUGCUGCUGCUGCUGCUCCUGAGCCUGCUCGUCGGCAUCGCGCUCUGGCCCCAGCCCCUGCCCGCUGCACCGCGCUCGGCCCUACAGACGUACAAGGUAGGCCAAACAAGCCUCCCUGUUCUGCCCGAAUACCAUCCGCAGGUGUACGCAAAGCUCGGCUUCGACCACAUCUACGUGAUCCACGACCCGGCCUUCCCGGACAGACUCACCCGCUCCGCUCAGCUCCUGCAGAUGCUCAAGAUCUCGGCAGAAUUUGUGCCCCAGGUCAAUGACCCAUGGCAUACGUAUUUUGGCGUGCUGCACAAUAUGGCCCAUGCCGGCCAUCAGUCCGCCCUGGUCCUCGACGACUCGCUUGACAUUGAGAUUACCGUCAAAAAGACCAUGCGUGCGGUCCACAGUCACCUGCCACCCGACUGGGACAUGCUGUUCCCUGGCCACUGCGGCGCCUUCGAGUACAUACAGCCAAAAGUCGACGUUGCCUUCAAGCCCCUACGCCAUGCCAAUAUGCCGAUCUGCAUGCACGCACACGCGCUCUCCCGCAAGGGCCUGCUCACUAUCUUGCAUCAUCUGCGCGACUCGCCUGCCCGGGAAUCCACAGCCCUCAACAUGUCAAUCAUGCGCCUCAAGGAGAACAACCUGCUCCAGAUGUUCUCCCUCGACUCUCCCAUCUUCGUGCCCCGCGAGGCCCACAACACCAAGGUCCGUCUGGUCGGAAACAAGCCCCCGAAAAUGUCUGCCCUCGAGCGUCUGGCGCUGUGGCAGGGCGAGGCUGGUCAAAGGCAAUAA
This is a messenger RNA of Linderina pennispora, 855 nucleotides long. RefSeq lists its product as uncharacterized. The coding region runs from base 1 to 855 and encodes 284 amino acids. The transcript has a single exon. Lineage: Eukaryota; Fungi; Kickxellomycota; Kickxellomycetes; Kickxellales; Kickxellaceae. The record is from RefSeq and is a predicted model, not a curated record.